Aureobasidium pullulans EXF-150 is the source of this 3718-nucleotide messenger RNA. Its product is annotated as DNA mismatch repair protein Msh6. The coding region runs from base 64 to 3603 and encodes 1179 amino acids. NCBI's taxonomy places the organism in Eukaryota, Fungi, Ascomycota, Dothideomycetes, Dothideales, Saccotheciaceae. The record is from RefSeq and is a predicted model, not a curated record. Gene Ontology annotation, cellular component: MutSalpha complex; nucleus. Gene Ontology annotation, biological process: mismatch repair. Gene Ontology annotation, molecular function: ATP-dependent DNA damage sensor activity; ATP binding; mismatched DNA binding. The transcript has 3 exons.
CGAGUCGACCACUUUUCGGUCGUCAACCAUUGUCUAGACAUUCCAGAUUCUACCAAGUUCACCAUGGCCCGAGGCAUUGAGGGUAACGAGAUUGCUACGCCGCGUGUCCCCAAACUCCAGAAAUCGACAUCCUCGGCAUCACAAUCAGCAAAGCAGCAGAAGAGCAUCUUGGGCUUCUUCCAGCGUAAGACGGCGCCUGCUUCAUCACCUGCUGCUCCCAGUGACAUUGUCGCUGCUUCGAGCCCUCCGCCUCAGUCUUCCCCUGCUCCUGCCAACUUCAACGGUAAAGAAAAUGUACCGCUAGUGAAGCCAUCCAUCCCUUCUUCAAGUCCUGUCCGCAACGGCAAGAAGAAGAUCAACUAUGCCGAGUCUGAUGACGAAGACGAGGAGCCCGUACUUCGCCAACGCUCCUCCAAUGCCACAGGACGAUCUAUCAAGAGACGGAAGCUAGACGACGACUCUGACGAUGAGUUCGAAAUGGACGACGCUACCGAGGCCCUCAUGGCUGCUGCAGACAAUGUCGAGAUGCAAGACUUUGUCGUCGAUGAUGCUUCCGAAGAUGACGCUCCCAUUAGACGUAAGAAGUCGAGUCAGCCGCGGAAGCCUUCCAAGCAACCUUCUCCAAUCGCAGAAGACGAACCAAGCCAGAGUCCCGAAAUUCCUUCCACAUCAACCGCCCAACAAUGGAACUUUGACCCUGACAAUGUCGAGCCAUAUGCAUCCAGAAAGACCCCUCAACGCAAGCCACAGUCAGGCCCUGCGAAGAAGCAAAAGGCCCACAUGUCCGAACCCGAUUCACGUUAUCCUUGGCUGGCCGAUAUCAUGGACGCAGACCGCAACAAGCCUAGUAGCCCAGACUACGACCCGCGUACCUUGUAUAUUCCUCCUUUGGCCUGGUCAAAGUUCUCGCCCUUCGAGAAGCAAUAUUGGGAGAUCAAGUCAAAGUUCUGGGACACAAUCGUCUUCUUCAAGAAAGGCAAGUUCUACGAACUGUACGAAAACGAUGCCACUGUUGGUCAUCAGUUGUUUGACCUGAAAAUGACCGAUCGUGUCAAUAUGCGCAUGGUCGGUGUUCCCGAGGCCUCACUCGAUCAUUGGGCCAACCAAUUCGUUGCCAAGGGCUUCAAAAUCGCCAGAGUUGACCAGAUGGAGACCGCUCUCGGCAAAGACAUGCGUGAGAGAGAUGAAAAGACUGGUAAAGGCGGUAAGCCCAAGAAGGAGGAGAAAGUCAUUCGUCGCGAGCUGGCCUCGGUCUUGACUUCUGGAACUCUCACCGACGGUGGUAUGCUGCAGGACGACAUGUCAACUUACUGUGCUGCCAUCACUGAACGCGAGGUCGAUGGACUACCUGCCUUUGGUAUUGCUUUCGUCGACACUGCAACGGCUCAAUUUCAGUUGUGCGAUUUUGUCGAUGAUGUUGACAUGACCAAGUUUGAGACGUUCGUUGCUCAGACAAGACCGGGUGAACUGCUUCUUGAGAAGUCAUACAUCUCGUCCAAAGCCGUACGUAUCCUGAAGAACAACACUAGCCCCACGUGUCUUUGGAACUACCUCAAGCCGGACAAGGAAUUCUUGACUGCCGACAAAACCGCGCUCAAGAUUACAGGAGAACACUAUUUCGAGUCUGAAAAGGACAGUGGUGAUGAUGCCUGGCCUACCUUGCUCAGGGAAGCCAGAGAGAAGGAACUGUGUUUCUCUGCCCUUGGUGCUCUAAUCUGGUACCUUCAGACACUCAAAAUUGAGCGUGAUCUGAUCUCGCUUGGCAACUUCGAUUGGUAUGACCCGAUAAGAAAGGCGACCAGUCUUGUGCUUGAUGGACAGAGCUUGAUCAACCUUGAGAUUUUCGCCAACAGUUACGACGGUGGUGUCGAGGGUACGCUUUUUGCUAUGCUCAACCGCUGCAUCACGCCGUUUGGCAAGCGUAUGCUCCGUCAGUGGGUCUGCCAUCCUUUGGCAGAUACCGCCAAAAUCAACGCUCGGCUCGACGCUGUGGAGGCACUGAACGCCGAUCUCACCAUCACAGACCGCUUCACCGCAUCUCUAUCCAAGAUCCCUGAUCUCGAGCGUCUCAUCUCGCGCGUCCACGCAGGCAGAUGCAAGGCCUCAGAUUUUGUCAAGGUACUGGAAGGCUUUGAGCAGAUAGAGUACACAAUGAGCCUUUUGUCAGGCUUUGGUGAGGGCGAAGGUGUCCUUGGACAACUCAUAUCAUCGAUGCCCGACCUAGCUGGAACCCUGGCUCACUGGACUGAUGCUUUUGAUCGCGACCAGGCCAAAGAACAGAAUCUUCUUGUACCUCAAGCAGGCGUCGAGGAAGACUUUGAUGAAAGCCAAGGCACUAUCGAUGAAAUCGAAGGCAAGCUGCAGUCUCUCCUCAAGCGUUGUCGCGACGAGCUGGGAACAUCUGCUGCCAAGUAUACCGAUAACGGCAAGGAGAUCUACCAGAUUGAAGUCCCCAUCAAGACAAAGAAUGUGCCCAAGAAUUGGAAGCAAAUGUCCUCGACUGCCAAAGCAAAGCGCUAUUACUUCCCCGAGCUGGAGAGUCUCAUUCAAGACUUGAAGGAAGCACAGGAAACACACGGACAGAUUGUCAAGCAAGUUGCUGGUAGAUUCUACGCCCGCUUUGACGAAGACUAUGCAAUCUGGCUUGCUGCUGUCAAGAUUGUUGCUCACCUUGAUUGUCUGAUUUCUCUGUCCAAGGCAUCAGCCUCGCUUGGAGAGCCUAGUUGCAGACCAGAGUUUGUCGAGUCUGAACGCAGUGUCCUUGAGUUCUCCGACCUUCGUCACCCAUGCAUGCUCAAUACGGUCUCGGACUUCAUCCCUAACGAUAUUGCUCUUGGUGGUGAUAACCCGAGCAUUGAUCUCUUGACAGGUGCCAAUGCAGCUGGUAAGAGUACCGUCCUGCGUAUGGCUUGCAUUGCUGUUAUCCUGGCCCAGGUUGGCUGCUUUGUGCCUUGCGUUGCAGCACGUAUGACCCCCGUCGAUCGCAUCAUGUCGCGUUUGGGAGCCCAUGACAACAUUCUGGCUGGCCAGAGUACAUUCAUGGUGGAGCUGAGCGAAACGAAGAAGAUCUUGUCUGAAGCCACUCCUCGUUCGCUGGUCAUUCUUGACGAACUGGGUCGUGGUACGAGCAGUCACGAUGGUGUCGCUGUUGCACAGGCAGUUCUUCAUCAUGUCGCUACGCACACUGGCUGCCUCGGUUUCUUCGCUACUCAUUACCACUCGCUCGCUGCAGAGUUCAGUUCGCACCCUGAGAUCUCUCCCAAGCGUAUGGCGAUCAUGGUCGACGACACUGAGCGUCGCAUUACUUUCCUGUACAAACUCGAGGCCGGUGUGGCAGAGGGCAGUUUCGGUAUGCAUUGUGCAGCCAUGUGCGGUAUCCCAGAUGCUGUUAUUCAACGUGCGGAAGACGCAGCAAAGGAAUGGGAGUACACUGGACGUCUUCAGGUACGUGCGGAAGAGCGCAAGGAGGGGGAACUGCCUCUUGGUUUGUUGAGUGAUAUUGCAUGGAUGCUCAAGACCGCCGAUAACGAGGUCCCCGAGGGUGAGCAAUGUAUCGGUGAGCGUGGUCUUGAGGUGUUGAGGAGAACGAUUGCUGCCUUGUAAAUAUGGGUGGGAUGAAUGAUCAUUGCUUGAGCGAUUUGCUAGGUGCUUGGGAAUGAGUUGAGCGUGUUUUUGCUAGAUAGAUUAAUGAUGAGAUCACGAAACGAUUGCUUUUCCU